AUGCAUGCAGGGUUCCCUCCAAAGCUUGAGGGUCCCGACCCCGACCUCGAGCGCAACGAGGACCAUCGCUUUUUCAGGAACAACACCGUCAACAGCUUCUCCUGGCACGAUCUCACUGUCUCCGUCAAGGAUCGUCAUACCAAACAGCCUCGAAACCUGAUUGAGGGGAUCAGCGGCGCGGCUCAGCAAGGUGAGCUGAUUGCUCUAAUGGGACCCUCGGGAUGCGGCAAGACUACCUUGCUGAAUGUUCUGGCUCGUCGCGCGGCUUCAUCCGGAGCGAAAGCCACCGGAGACUGCUACGUGAACGGGGUCGUAGUCGACAAUACGACGUUUGGUCGACUUACCUCUUACGUGGAGCAGGAGGAUGCGCUGAUCGGCUCGUUGACGGUGCGCGAGACCCUCAAGUUUGCUGCAGAUCUCUCCCUGCCUAGUUCGGUCACCAAGACCCAGCGCCAGGAGCGCAUUCAGUCCCUGUUGUUGGCGUUUGGUAUUCAGAACCAGUCCUCCACCCUGGUUGGCACCCCCAUCCGCAAGGGCAUCAGUGGUGGCCAGAAACGGCGGGUCAGCGUGGCGAGUCAACUCAUGACCUGCCCAAAGAUUCUGUUCUUGGACGAGCCGACUAGUGGACUGGAUUCGUCAGCUAGUUUCGAAGUAAUCAACUACGUCAAGAAGCUGGCUGUCGCAAACAACCUCAUCAUCGUUGCAAGUAUCCACCAGCCCUCUACAGCCACCUUUCAGCUGUUCGACAAGCUUCUUCUCCUCUCCGGCGGGAAGACCUGCUACUUCGGUGCCGUCGCAGAUGUGCCGACCUACUUUGACAACAUCGGUUAUACUCUUCCGCCGAACACCAACCCAGCCGAGUUCAUACUCGACUUGGUCAGCUCCGAUUUCACUGGCAGCACGCAGGUCGCAUCCGAGGAACAGGUCCAGCAGAUCCAUCUGAACUGGUCAACUUCCUCCUACGCGGCAUUGCUAAACCAUAAGGACUCGCAGCGGACCAUCACAUACGAGGGGGAAGCAGACCAAGUCGAUGUCGAUGAUCUCGGCCAUCCGGGAAUCCCUAGCAUUACUCUCUCGCUCUUGCACCGCUCUUUUAUCAAAAGUUACCGGGAUGUCGUGGCGUACGGCAUCCGCAUUGUUAUGUAUCUGGGGCUGGCCAUCAUGAUGGGAACCGUCUGGCUGCGUCUUCCCACGAAACAAACCAGCAUCCAGCCAUUUAUCAACGCAAUUUUCUUCGGCUCCGCCUUCAUGAGCUUCAUGGCCGUAGCCUACGUCCCCGCCUUCCUCGAGGACCGCGCCACCUUCAUCAAAGAGCGAGCCAACGGCCUCUACGGCGCUCUCCCCUUCAUUAUAUCUAACUUUAUCAUUGGCCUUCCCUUCCUCUUCAUAAUAUCCCUCCUCUUCUCUAUAAUUUCCUACUGGCUCUCCAACUUUCACCCCACCGCCACCUCCUUCUUCACCUGGGUCAUGUGGCUCUUCCUGGACCUCGUAGCCGCCGAAUCCCUCGUCGUCUUCAUGACCUCCCUCUUCCCCAACUUCGUCAUCUCCCUCGCCUUAGUUGCCUUUGCGAACGGCCUCUGGAUGAGCGUCGGUGGAUUCCUGGUCACUCCUACCAUCCUCAACCCAUUUUGGAAAUACGUUUUCCACUACAUUGACUACCAGGCGUACGUCUUCCAAGGCAUGAUGGUCAACGAAUUCCAACACAGAACCUACACCUGCGGUUCCGGUUGCGCCUGCAUGUACCAGACGGAUUUAGCCUCCGAGUGCAAAAUCCGCGGGACGGGCGUACUCCAUGAAUACGGCUACGCAACGGGUCGGACGGGAAAAUGGGUAGGUAUUCUCAUUGGAAUCAUUGCCGUAUAUCGAUUGUUUGCGUAUAUGGUUUUGGUGAUUAGAAAGACAUAG
This is a messenger RNA of Aspergillus sclerotioniger CBS 115572, 1905 nucleotides long. RefSeq names its product putative ABC transporter. Gene Ontology annotation, cellular component: membrane. The transcript has 8 exons. The record is from RefSeq and is a predicted model, not a curated record. Bases 1 to 1905 code for a protein of 634 amino acids. Gene Ontology annotation, molecular function: ATP binding; ATP hydrolysis activity; ABC-type transporter activity. NCBI's taxonomy places the organism in Eukaryota, Fungi, Ascomycota, Eurotiomycetes, Eurotiales, Aspergillaceae.